ACGCCAUUCAGCAGGAGCGGGAUGCCACCAUUCGACACCUCAAGGCCCUCAAGUCCAAGAUGGAAAGUUGGCGUAGCAAGGAAGCCUCUCGACUCGCUGAAUUUAUCAAAAAUGCAAAGGAUUGUGAAUAUCAACUGCGUGACACGGUGCGCAGAGCUGAAAAAAUUUUGUGUCUGGUCGAGCUUGGCAAACCAUUGGAGACAGAGCGUGAACAGGUGUUGUCGUUUGAGUCCAACAUUGCCACCAGUGAAAUUGAGCAGGAGGUUAAGCGGUUGAUGGCGAACUCAGACGCCGCGGAAGCGCAGGACGAGUCGGCAGCACCUGAUGGAGCGGCGUUCUCAGAGGAGUGGCGGUUGCUGGAAAGAUUUUGGACGAAACACAACAAGGUGGUGCUUGAUAAUGCCGCCCUCUCACAGGAGAAGUACCAUCUGGAGGAGGAGAACAAGAAGCUGCAGGUGCUACUUAAGCAGUACCUUGAGGAACUUAGUGUUAGCGAUGCCGUGAUGCAGGGGCCCAACACACUUUUGCUCAUGAGUCGUGCUCCGAACGUGGUGGAGGCAGCAAAACGAGCGAAACGUGGGGCAGGCGCCUACAAUACCGUGGUGGAGGGAAACAAGUACGUUUCUGAUGUAACGAAACAGCAGGUCCUUCGUUGA
Molecule: messenger RNA, 656 nt
Organism: Trypanosoma cruzi
Lineage: Eukaryota; Euglenozoa; Kinetoplastea; Trypanosomatida; Trypanosomatidae
Exons: 1
Biological process (GO): regulation of cilium movement; axonemal dynein complex assembly; cilium-dependent cell motility
Cellular component (GO): axonemal dynein complex; axoneme
Source: RefSeq, a predicted model, not a curated record